GUAAACCUCUCUAUAUCUAAAUCUUACAGUUGAAUUUUCAUUUUUCUUACAGUUUCACAAGAAUGUUCACACAAAGCAUGUUCAUCGCAAAACCCUACGCUCCAUCAAUCUCAAUCCGACCGGUGUGGUCAUUCAAUCUCGAAUCAGAGUUCAAACUCAUCCGCUCUUUCGUUGAUUCACAUCCGAUCAUCUCAAUGGACACCGAAUUUCCCGGCGUUGUCGUCCGCCCUGACGGCAUCACCGACUUAACAUCUUACCACAGGACACCUGCCACUCAUUACUCCGUCCUCAAGGCGAAUGUCGACGGUCUUAAUCUCAUACAAGUUGGUCUCACUUUAUCCGAUGCCAAAGGUAACCUGCCCAAAUUGGAAAAUGGAAAUUCAGAGGAGUUUCUAAUUUGGGAAUUUAAUUUCAGUGAUUUUGAUGUUGUGCGUGAUAUUCACGCGCAUGAGUCAAUUGAAUUGCUGAAGAGUCAGGGGAUUGAUUUUGAGAAGAAUAAGGAAUUUGGGGUUGAGUCAAUGAAGUUUGCUGAGUUGAUGAUGAGUUCUGGACUUGUGUGUAAUGAGGAGGUUAGCUGGGUGACAUUUCAUAGCGGAUAUGAUUUCGGAUAUUUGGUGAAGGCGUUGACGCAGAGAGCUUUGCCUGAUGAGCUUGCUGAGUUUCUGGUGCUGGUUAGGGUUUUCUUUGGGGAGAGUGUUUAUGAUGUGAAGCAUUUGGUGAAGUUUUGUGAAGGGUUGUAUGGUGGUUUGGAUAGAGUUGGGAAGACGCUGAAUGUGGAUCGUGUUGCUGGGAAGAGUCAUCAGGCGGGGUCUGAUAGUUUGCUGACUCUUCAUGCUUUUAGGAAGAUUAAGGAAGUUCACUUUGGGAAUGAUGUUGAUCGAUUGAUGAAGUUUGCUGGUGUGUUGUAUGGAUUAGAAAAUGUGGUUUAAUGAAUAUGUUUGUUGUUGUAGAUUGUUCUUAUGUUUAUUUCCUGACAUAAAAGUGAAAAUUAUAUACAUUUGUGGUUAUUAUUAAUGAAAUCGGAUGGAUUUUCACCUAUAAUGUGAAUAA
Messenger RNA from Medicago truncatula (barrel medic), 1050 nucleotides. RefSeq names its product probable CCR4-associated factor 1 homolog 11. The record is from RefSeq and is a predicted model, not a curated record. Bases 63 to 929 code for a protein of 288 amino acids. Lineage: Eukaryota; Viridiplantae; Streptophyta; Magnoliopsida; Fabales; Fabaceae. Gene Ontology annotation, cellular component: CCR4-NOT complex. Gene Ontology annotation, molecular function: poly(A)-specific ribonuclease activity; nucleic acid binding. The transcript has a single exon.